AUGCCAACACUUCUUGCUCAUAAAUACGGUGUCGAAGAAGAAAAAAUUACGGAUGAUCUUAAAGAUAUUAAUCCAAAAAAUCUCGACUGUUCUGAAUAUAAGCUGAAAAAAUUACAAUCUGACCGAAUCCGUCGAGAUCUAAACCGGCAAAUCCGCCAACAACGAAAUCAUAUGAAAUCGGUCACUUAUGAUACUGACAAUGAAAUUCAACAUCUGAAGUCUAGUAUAGAAGAUGCCGAGCUAACUUCUGCAACUCGAAGUCGUUACGUUGAGGGUUGGCAAAGAGCUCGAAUAGAGCAACACACUCAGACGAUUUCACACAAGGAGAUCGGACCGACACAGAUGAUUGAAGAACUUAAGAGGAAAGCCGACCAAGAACAACGCGUUCAUGCUGAAAUUGAACUUUUAAUAAAUAUAAAAAUUAAUAUCACAAAACAUGCAGAACUAAUAAAGAGUUGGAUAAAGUUCAAAGAGGACAGAGAAGCAGCUCGCCAGUACCGCGAGAAAAUGACCAAAUCCGCCAUUAUCGUCCAAGCGUGGUGGCGUGGUUUACUUGUUCGACAACAAUUGGGACCCUAUAAAGUUUUCAAGAAGAAAGGACAAACCAAAGAAGAAAAAUCUAGCAAGAAAAGGAAAUGAGUCCCACAUACUUAUUUAUACUAAUGAUUUUAUAUGAUUUCUUUUAAAUAUCUAUUUGUAUUUUUUUUUUUUAUUAAAUGUGUUUACAAUUAUC
Molecule: messenger RNA, 733 nt
Organism: Melitaea cinxia (Glanville fritillary)
Lineage: Eukaryota; Metazoa; Arthropoda; Insecta; Lepidoptera; Nymphalidae
Product: dynein regulatory complex protein 9-like
Exons: 4
Coding region: 1-639 (212 amino acids)
Biological process (GO): cilium organization
Cellular component (GO): motile cilium; cytoplasm
Molecular function (GO): protein binding
Source: RefSeq, a predicted model, not a curated record